Messenger RNA from Acanthopagrus latus (yellowfin seabream), 1002 nucleotides. RefSeq names its product trace amine-associated receptor 1-like. Gene Ontology annotation, cellular component: membrane. NCBI's taxonomy places the organism in Eukaryota, Metazoa, Chordata, Actinopteri, Spariformes, Sparidae. Gene Ontology annotation, molecular function: G protein-coupled receptor activity. The coding region runs from base 1 to 1002 and encodes 333 amino acids. The transcript has a single exon. The record is from RefSeq and is a predicted model, not a curated record. Gene Ontology annotation, biological process: adenylate cyclase-activating adrenergic receptor signaling pathway.
AUGGAAACUGAAGUGACAACGAAAAGGACUUACACUGUUAAUAACAUACAUCCCUGUUAUGAAUUAGAUAAUACAACUUACACAUUUUCUAGAAAUCCUUCUGUAAUUUGUGUAUUAUUAUAUACUUUCCUUGGCUCAUUGUCUGUUUUCACAGUAUGUGGAAACCUUCUUGUAAUAAUCUCAAUUAUUUACUUCAAACAGCUCCACAUCCCUACUAACUACCUUAUCCUGUCUCUGGCUGUGGCUGACUUGCUUGUAGGAGUUUUAGUCAUUCCCUUCAGCAUGGCAUUCACUGUAACCGCAUGCUGGUAUCAUGAAAGUCUGUUUUGUAAAGUACGAGGAAGCUUUGAUGUUACACUGAGCACAGCAUCUAUUUUGAACUUAUGUUGUAUCUCUAUAGACAGAUAUUAUGCUGUAUGCCAGCCUUUGGCAUACAGAAGUAAAAUAAAUGAUUGUAUCACUGGGUUUAUGAUCCUGUUAAGCUGGGGAGUUGCUGCUCUAAUUGGAAUUGGCAUCAUAAUCGCAGGUUUUAAUCAAGGAAAAUGUGAAGAUAGUUGUUUAAUUGAUGCCCUUAUAUCUACUACUUUAGCAUGUAUUUUCUCAUUUUAUAUCCCAGUCAUAAUAAUGUUAAGUAUCUACCUGAAGAUUUUCCUUGUUGCACUAAGACAGGCAAACAGCAUCCAGAACACAACCUGUCAGAACACAAAGUCUGGAGAAACUGUCAGUAAGACGGAGAGAAAGGCUACUAAAACUCUGGCAGUAGUUAUGGGAGUUUUUCUCUUAUGUUGGACCCCUUACUUUCUUUGUAUCAUCUUUCAGCCUUUAAUGUACAGCUUAACACCAGUUGCUGUGAUUGAAACACUUAACUGGCUUACGCUGUCAAACUCAAUGCUCAAUCCUUUUAUUUAUGCUUUCUUUUACAGGUGGUUCAGGUCAGCGUUUAGAAUGAUAAUUUCAGGAAAAAUAUUCCAAGGUGAUUUUACUAACUCAAAACUCCUUUGA